AUGCAGUACAACAAGGCUUGCAAAUUGGCUGACCAGUUGGAGAAGUUGAGUUUGCGCGGCGAUCGAAUGCACCAAACCAACGGCGUCAGCGGGCUUUCUGCGGUGGAAAGUGAAGUUCAUUCCGCGGCUACCAAGGAACAAAUGGUCCAGGUGAUUGUGGAGACGGAACAGCGAAGUCAGGACGUCCGCCGGAACUUUUUGUCGCUGUGCAACAAUGUCGUGACUCCCCGAGAUGUUUUCUCUACACCGCGGCGGAAGCUGGCACCUCCUACACCAUCCGAUUCAUCCGUAUCGUUCAAGGAAACCCCAGUUAAAUCAGGGUCAAAACUGUUCACGCUCGCAGAAGCCAUGGCACCGAAGGAGGAGCCUGCCAAGCUUGUACAAACUCCCCAGCCGACAAAGCCUAGUGUUGGUGUAGGCAAGGCACCGCAGCGACCAAGUCUGGGAGCCCCCGCUGCAGAAGCGAAGCCCGCAACGACAUCUACUGCUGCUGCUGCACCAAAGACUAACGUGUUCAGCUUCCCGAAGUCGUCGAGUGGCAGUGCGACUGCGUUUGGUGCCUCAGCGGCGAAGGAAAGUGACAAGAGCGCUGCAUUAACUACGUCAGCGUUUGGCGGAUUUGGAGCGCCUGCAUCAUCGUCCGCCUUCAGCUUCGGAUCCAAGGACUCGAAGAGUACGGAUCAGCCCGCUUCGUCUACUGCUGCUACAACAGACUACAAGGCGCUUUUGGAGAAGUUUUACAAAGUGCACAACCCGUCCAAGAGUGGCAGCGUGAUUGAGAAGGCUUUGACAACGUACAAGGGCAGGGAGGAAGACCUGUUCACUCGGCUGUUCACGAUGUACGUCCCCGAUUCGACACCCGAAAAUGUCAAGAAGUAUUUACAUGGAGGACCAGUUCCCCCCAAGUCCACAUCGGCGCCAGCCGCCUCGAAGUCCCCGGCGCCAGCUCCCACGGCGUCUAAGAGUCCUUUCAGCGGUUUUGCAACGCCAGCUACUGCUCAGAAGGAUGGUGCCGCCAAGCCUAGUCCGUUUGGCGCGUCUCCUUCAGCCUUUAGCCUUGGCCCUGCAGCAAACAAGUCCACAGGUUUUGGUGCGUUUGGAUCCACAGCGACCAGCUCUUCCACGACCGCGACAACUACUGCGACAGCAUCUCCUUUCGGCAAACCUGCUGUCGACUACCGCCAGAAGCUGGUAGAAUUCUACCAAAAGCACAACCCGGACAAGCUCAGCAGUGUGGAUGCCACGCUUCAGAAGUACAAGGGAAAUGAGGAGAAGCUCUUCCAGAACCUGGCUGUCAAGUACAAGCUGAACGACGCGAGCGGAGGCAUCUCCCCCACUCCUGGUGCCUCUCCAUUUGGUGCGCCGAAGCCAACUCCCGCUGCGUCCCCGUUUGGUGCCGCUACUCAAACGUCCAGCGGCUUCGGAUCUGCUAGUGGAAGCGGAUUUGGCGGUGGCUUCCAGUCGAGUGCUCCUACGACCCCGGCGUUCGGUGCCCCCUCUCCUUUCGGUGCCGCAAGCAGCGGCUUUGGAGCUGCGGCAGGUGGCGUGAACUACCGCGAGAAGCUCACGGCGUUCUACCAGCAGCACAACCCAGCGAAGCUGAGCUCCGUGGACGCGACACUGGAGAAGUACAAGGGCCGCGAAGACCACCUCUUCUCGAUGCUGGAGCAGAACACCUCGUCGUUCGGUGGAGGCAGCGGCUUUGGCGCGCCGUCGGCCUUGGGAUCUGCUAGUGCCGCCCCUGCGUUUGGAUCAGCCUCGACUCUAGGCGGAGCCGCUCAGCCGGCUUUCGGUGGAGCUGCAGGCUCUGGCUUCGGCAUGGCGUCGCGUAUGGGCGGAGGCGGCGGGUUUGGCGCGGCCGCCGCUGCUGCUCCUAGUGGAGGAGCCGCCGGAUCGGGCUUCAGUGCCUUCAGCUCCCAGACACCGACGUUUGGUGGUGCCGCACCGCAGCCCGGAGGUUUUGGAGCCGCUGCCAACAGCGGAGGGUUCGGCUCGGGCUUCGGAGGUGGCGCUGCCACCGGCGGCUUUGGCCAGCCUGCCGCGUUCAACAGCUCCAGCUUCACCCAGAUGCGGUGA
Molecule: messenger RNA, 2076 nt
Organism: Phytophthora sojae
Lineage: Eukaryota; Oomycota; Peronosporomycetes; Peronosporales; Peronosporaceae
Exons: 5
Coding region: 1-2076 (691 amino acids)
Source: RefSeq, a predicted model, not a curated record